This is a messenger RNA of Trematosphaeria pertusa, 1134 nucleotides long. RefSeq lists its product as uncharacterized. The coding region runs from base 259 to 918 and encodes 219 amino acids. The record is from RefSeq and is a predicted model, not a curated record. Lineage: Eukaryota; Fungi; Ascomycota; Dothideomycetes; Pleosporales; Trematosphaeriaceae. The transcript is spliced from 2 exons.
CUUCACAGCAAGACUAGAAGAUCUUUAAGUACUCUCUAACACGAAGAAAAUGUCUGGGAGCCCGGGAAGCGAUGCGGCAGAUCGCCCAAGAAGAGUACCUCGUUCCCCAUUCUCCCGCAUCCAAUGCUGGCGAGCCUCAGCCUGAUGUCCCCGAAGGAGGAGCACCCGAAUACCAAGGGAUCUAUGCUCCCCACUCGCCCUGGAGAGACGAGGUGGCAAGGAUAGGCGAGGAAGCUUGGGUUGAGGAGACGGUGGACGAUGAGAUUACACGGGGACCGAGGCAGAUCCUCCGACUUUCUAGAAGAAGACGAGGAGCUGAAAACUCCGAGGGCGUAUCUCAGCCUGCCACCGCCUCAUCCACCAUACGUCCGCUGCUCCAGUCUAAGCCCAAACCAUCACGUGGUUUAUAUGGAGCCGACGAAAGACUGGAAUCCUGCGUGGCAUUACAGUCUGGUUGGUAAGAGCCUUCCUGCGAAGACGAUCCUGAAGUGUGUUUUCGACUUCCGGAACUUGGAGCAAAACAUCCUCCAGUGCCGGAUGUUGCAGCCAGAGGAUGAGGAGGCCGAUCGGCUCACCUGGCUGUACAGGGAAUGGGUCCGUUCCGUCAUCUGUCUCCGGCUCACGAAGCGGUGGCUGGAAAUGGACGAGAAGACGCGCACUGACGAGAUCGCGUUCGUUGCUACCCGGGUAGAAGAACUGGAAAUGGAGCCCUGGGAGUACCUCGCCACAUGGCUCGCUUCGUACCGCACAUGGAUGAAGCAAGAGCACGAGCUCCUGAGCAACGCAAUACGGACCGAUCCGAAGCGGCGACGAGCAGGGGAACGACCGACUGUUCACCAGUUGAGGCUCGGUGCGCAGUUGGAGGAGCGGAAACAUCGGAGCCAGCUCUGGCAUAUGCUCCAUGAUGAAGACAUCUAGAAGAAAGAUGUCAAGCAUCGGUUGGACAAGGCGUGGUAUGCGCUGAAGCAGUCGUGUCUGGAGAAUGGCAUGAUCGAUCUUGAUACCCUCCGAGAGGCAUGACCACCCGAAGUAGAGUUUGACGGCGCAACGCUUGACGAUGCAAUCGGAUGCUUUUCUUCUUCGUAGGCGAAGGGUAGACGAGAUAAUGAUUACGCGAAACGAAUAGAAACUAUG